Branchiostoma floridae (Florida lancelet) is the source of this 1053-nucleotide messenger RNA. Its product is annotated as protein-S-isoprenylcysteine O-methyltransferase-like. Gene Ontology annotation, cellular component: endoplasmic reticulum; membrane. Gene Ontology annotation, molecular function: protein C-terminal S-isoprenylcysteine carboxyl O-methyltransferase activity. Bases 137 to 979 code for a protein of 280 amino acids. The record is from RefSeq and is a predicted model, not a curated record. The transcript is spliced from 4 exons. Gene Ontology annotation, biological process: C-terminal protein methylation. NCBI's taxonomy places the organism in Eukaryota, Metazoa, Chordata, Leptocardii, Amphioxiformes, Branchiostomatidae.
GGGUCAGAGUUCAAAUUUCCGGUUCUCAAAUACAUGAACGAGGAGACGCUUUCACCUGUUAUAACGUUAAAAACAACAGGUUAAUGUCCCGUAGUAACUACGUGUUCUAAGGAGCAUAUAAGACGGCAACAUUGGGAUGAUACUGGAACAACGGGUGGCGUGCACCUGCUUCGCCCUGGGGACGGGGGUCGUGCUGGUACCGAUGCUCACACACUUCCACCUUCGGGAGCUGUCGGACCUGAGCCCGUACGGUGCAGCACUGUACACCGCUGUGGUUAACGGGGUUUUGCUGUUCAUGUGCAGGGGGUAUCUAUAUCAGGUGGGGAUCCGUGCGUGUGGUCUGGGCCUGGCGUUCGGGCUGGGUCUGUGGCUGAGUGUGGCCGCUGCCCAGUGGUACAUGUUCGGUUGGUACAUGUGUGCCCUCAGCUUCUUCCACUUCUCGGAGUACAUCGUCACGGCAACGUAUAACCCCGAGUCUCUGUCCCUGGACUCGUUCCUGCUGAACCACAGUAUGGAGUAUGGACUGGCGGCCAUCGCAAGCUGGGUGGAGUUUGGUUUGGAGGCGUGGAUAUUCCCAGACCUGAAGCAAGUGCCAUUCCUGCACUACGCUGGCUUGUUCCUGGUGGUGGGGGGUGAGUUUCUGCGGAAAGCUGCCAUGUUGACGGCCAAGUCCAACUUUAACCACAUCGUGCAGAGUAAAAAGGCAGACAGCCACAUGCUGGUGACCCACGGAGUCUAUCAGCUGUGCAGACAUCCGGCGUACGUGGGGUGGUUCUACUGGAGUUUAGGCACACAGGUCCUACUAUGUAACCCUGUGUGUGUUGUUGGUUACACCUGGGCGUCCUGGCAUUUCUUCCGGGAGCGGGUAGAAGACGAGGAGGUGACGUUGCUGAACUUCUUCGGCGAGCAGUACCUGGACUACAUGCAGCGGGUUGGCACGGGGCUACCCUUCAUACAGGGCUUCAAGGCAAACUUCUAAGGAAACGUGCCAUGAUACAUCAAGAAAUGGACUUGGAAGUUCAUCUGUGUUCUGGGUAGAAAUUCUGAAGCAAA